AUGCGCCGUUUCCUUCAUCAUUUUCGCAGUAAGGCGAACCAAGGUGCAGCUGCCGCGGGACCCUCGACAUCAUCCUCACACCAGCCGCUGCGGUUGCGAAAGCCGGAGGAGUUGACGACCCUUCUGCAGCAGAAGGUGGCUGAGGCAGCAGGAGGACGAUCAGGAGAGCAGACUGCGACUGGUCCAAGUACAAUUGGUGGCCCUAAUACAACUAGCAGAUCUUCACUAUCACUGUCCUCUUCUUCGUCGAGGCCGGUGCAUCAUCAACCCGCGCUUUUCAAACACAACUUCUUCAUCCGAACUGUGUCAAAAAAUGCUCCUAAUGAGCAACUACAAGGGAUAUCAUGUGGUGCAUCCUCACCACUAACAACGCGGAAUUUCUCCUCUUCUUCGUCCACUACCAAGAAGAACGGGAACAAAAACCCAAACCCCAACGACCAAAAAUCCUUGAAGCAGAAAUUCCCGCGCGAGUGGGCGGUUUUUUCCACCAUAGACUCGAACAGCAAGGGGUAUUUGCUGAAACAGGAUUUGAUCACCACCUGCGAGCAGAUUGAAGUCCCCGAAAUGGCGGACUUUCUCUUUGAACUACUAGACCGGAACAACGAUGGGGUGAUCGAUUUCGCGGAAGUGGUUGCGAACUACAAGGCGCUGACCAUGGUCCGUAACGCCGCAAGAUUCCGUUCCUGGAAAAGAACGUUCGGCUUAGGCGUCGCGGGAAACGUAGCCGGGCACAUGGACCAAGCGGGGGAGGGUGUAGAAGCCGCGAUAGUAGAAGACCACGCAACAAGUUCUGAUGCAACUACGAGCAACGACAAGCCUAACCUUCCCCCCGCGGUCUUCGCUUUUUACGUCCCACCACUCGGAAAUACUACGCCCGAAAAAGUGGAGAUCCCGAAGGAGUUUAGUUUCGUGAGGCGGAAAACCCCGGACGUCGAGCAGGGUGAAAAGGAAACGCUGCAGCAGAAAAUCAAACGGUUGCAGCGGUUCCCCAUCUCCAAUGCGGUGAUUCAUCAUCCAAGCAUAUCCUAUGUAAAAAUGCCCCCAGCACCCCAUAGUCAAGAUGGGAACUUUGCAACACAAAGCCUGAAGCUUUGGGAGUCACGCAUGACAAGCUGCUUCAUCUCUGGGAGUGUAGUAGUGCCUGUUAGCAAGGACAGCCGCAUCACGAAUCCAUCUGCUUAUCCUGUUCACAGCAUUACAAAUUGCGAAAUACCGCUGUAGAAACGACUCUCAUGGUGAGAUGCGCAUUACAAACGUUGCUGCAUUUGCAAAUCCGCAUGACAACUAUGGGUUGGGAUUGUUUUUACUCAGGAUAAAGCAGCCUAGGCGGUGCCAGUGACGAAGAAGACCACCCGGAUGCGGACACCGUUGCGGGGUCCAAGUUCCAACGAGUGCAAGUGGAGCCAGAGAUAUCCAAGAAAAAAACGUUGUUAGGGUGAAUUUGUGAUGCGCAACAUGCAAGAUGAUUGCGCCUGUCAUGCUUGACAUGCAUCAUAGGGUCCAUUAAAGGGCGUUUUGGUUUUCGCGUACUAUCUGCGCAUGACAGGUUUUUGCUGUCAUACCAGACAAAUUUGUAAUACUGUUCCUCCAAAAAAGUUACACCUACAAUGUUUUUUUCUUGGAUAAGAGAUCGCUUUGUUUUGCGAAGUGAAAUACAAAGCGCAGGACGCCCUGUCGUUCGGGUCCGCGAAAUUCGUCACGGAACUAUUGCCGAAAAAGAUCGCCGCCUUCAACGACUUAUCGACUGCAAAAGUGUCGUACUCGUACGAUUUUUCUGUCAUGGCAAUCCUGCGUGACAGAUGUAUCUGGAUACGCUAAUCAGCAUGGCAAAUUCCAUUUUUCAUGCUGGGCAAAUGCAAUUUUCACUAGUAUGAUUAUGAUGCUUUUGCAAUGCAUACGACUGCUCCGUGCGGGAAUUGGAGGGGUCUGUGAAACUGUCGGAGAAGAAGAACUGGGGUAUCGACAGGAUAAAUCCCCCCUCCCCAUAUCAAAACGGAACUUCUGAUGCUGCAUUUGUGUACACAAAUCAGACCUGUCUUGCAGUAGAGGACUGCAGGCAUAC
This is a messenger RNA of Amoebophrya sp. A120, 2062 nucleotides long. NCBI's taxonomy places the organism in Eukaryota, Dinophyceae, Syndiniales, Amoebophryaceae. The record is from the annotation of a GenBank genome assembly.